Anopheles moucheti is the source of this 2367-nucleotide messenger RNA. RefSeq lists its product as uncharacterized. Gene Ontology annotation, molecular function: olfactory receptor activity; odorant binding. The record is from RefSeq and is a predicted model, not a curated record. The coding region runs from base 1 to 2367 and encodes 788 amino acids. NCBI's taxonomy places the organism in Eukaryota, Metazoa, Arthropoda, Insecta, Diptera, Culicidae. Gene Ontology annotation, cellular component: plasma membrane. The transcript is spliced from 6 exons. Gene Ontology annotation, biological process: detection of chemical stimulus involved in sensory perception of smell; sensory perception of smell.
AUGGAAGCGUUGGAUAAAUUCUACCAGUUCGAGCGAUUUAUGUGUCCGCUCUGCAAUGCAAUCGGGUUCAAUGUGUUAAGCAAAGAGUGGAAAAAAAAUUAUCGUACCUACACGUCGAUCUUUCUGUGCGGGCAAUACUUUAUCUGGAUGGUGUGGUCGAUCAUCAUAGCGAGCGAUGCAUUUGAGCUGCUGAAGUCCCUUUCAUUUCUGGGGUUCUUCUUUCAGUGUUCGCUCAAGAUGUACUACACAAGCGCCGACGCCGCACUGUACGGGACCAACUUUGACGGACUGAAGCAAACCAUCUAUAUAGGACACAUCAGCGGAACUACCGAGCAGAAAACUGUGAUCGAGCGAAUCAUCGGGAUAGUGCUGCUUAUUAUGAAAGUCACUACCGUACUGUACACCUCAUCUUUGUUCAUUUUUGUACUCUAUCCGGCCUAUAUGUACUUCGUGGUAGGUGUGAAAGUGCCGAUCUUUCCGCUGUACGUACCGGGGAUUGAUAUUUACUCGGCUUACGGUUACGGGAUGACCAAUGCAUGCCACAUGUUGAUUGCGGUGUAUGGUUGUCUCGGUGCAAUCACAUCUGAUAUCGCAUUCAUGAUGUUCGUGCUGCAUUUCGUAACCUAUGUUGAGCUGUUCAGAAUAGAGUGUGAACAGUUUCGGGAUGAUUUGAACGAUAUUAAUGAGCGCUGUGAACGACACACGCCGGAAUAUAAAUCCUUCUGUCGAGAGAGGAUGCGUGGCUUGUAUCAGUACCAUCAGAAGGUAAUCUUGUACAUCGAGUCGCUGCAGGAGUGUUAUCAAAGUAUUUGUGUGGUGCAGGUCGGGAACUGCAGUUUUUCACUCAUGUUUAACCUGUUUCUGGCGCUGACGACCGAUUGGUACGCUACGUAUGGCUUCAUGUUCAUAUCCUGGUUUCAACUGUUUAUUUACUCCUUGCUCGGUACAAUAAUGCAGCUGAUGAACGAUCGAAUGAUGCAAUACAUUUGGAACCUUCCCUGGUAUAUGCUGCCGGUCGAUGAACAAAAGCUUUUCAACUUUAUGCUUCGUCGAAGUCAACUACCCGCCGAGAUGGUCGUCCAGAGCGUCGGCCCGCUCAACAUGGAAACCUUUACGGACAUAAUGCAGAAAGUUUACUCAGCCUUUACCAUGAUGUACAGCUUUCUUGUGGAUCUCAGAGCAGCAAUGGAAGCGUUGGAUAAAUUCUACCAGUUCGAGCGAUUCAUGUGUCCACUCUGCAAUGCAAUCGGGUUCAAUGUGUUAAGCAAAGAGUGGAAAAAAAAUUAUCGUACCUACAUGUCGAUCUUUCUGUGCGGGCAAUACUUUAUCUGGAUGGUGUGGUCGAUCAUCAUAGCGAGUGAUGCAUUUGAGCUGCUGAAGUCCCUUUCAUUUCUGGGGUUCUUCUUUCAGUGUUCGCUAAAGAUGUACUACACAAGCGCCGACGCCGCACUGUACGGGACCAACUUUGACGGUCUGAAGCAAACCAUCUAUAUAGGACACAUCGGCGGAACUAUCGAGCAGAAAACUGUGAUCGAGCGAAUCAUCGGGAUAGUGCUGCUUAUUAUGAAAGUCACUACCGUAAUGUACACUUCAACUUUGUUCAUUUUUGUACUCUAUCCGGCCUAUAUGUACUUCGUGGUAGGUGUGAAAGUGCCGAUCUUUCCGCUGUACGUACCGGGGAUUGAUAUUUACUCGGCUUACGGUUACGGGAUGACCAAUUCGUGCCACAUGUUGAUUGCAGUGUAUGGUUGCCUCGGUGCAAUUACAUCGGACAUCUUGUUCAUGAUGUUCGUGCUGCAUUUCGUAACCUAUGUUGAGCUGUUCAGAAUAGAGUGUGAACAGUUUCGGGAUGAUUUGAACGAUAUUAAUGAGCGCUGUGAACGACACACGCCGGAAUAUAAAUCCUUCUGUCGAGAGAGGAUGCGUGGCUUGUAUCAGUACCAUCAGAAGGUAAUCUUGUACAUCGAGUCGCUGCAGGAGUGUUAUCAAAGUAUUUGUGUGGUGCAGGUCGGGAACUGCAGUUUUUCACUCAUGUUUAACCUGUUUCUGGCGCUGACGACCGAUUGGUACGCUACGUACGGCUUCAUGUUCAUAUCCUGGUUUCAACUGUUUAUUUACUCCUUGCUUGGUACAAUAAUGCAGCUGAUGAACGAUCGAAUGAUGCAAUACAUUUGGAACCUUCCCUGGUAUAUGCUGCCGGUCGAUGAACAAAAGCUUUUCAACUUUAUGCUUCGUCGAAGUCAACUACCCGCCGAGAUGAUCGUCCAGAGCGUCGGCCCGCUCAACAUGGAAACCUUUACGGACAUAAUGCAGAAAGUUUAUUCAGCCUUUACCAUGAUGUACAGCUUUCUGGUGGAUCUCAGCUAA